GCAAAGCAAAAAGAACUCCACUGCUGUACGCCGAAAUGGCUCGUGGUUCGCCCAUUCCAAUCCAUAUCAAAUAACGAAAUACUACAUAUUAUAAAGCAUUCGGAAGCCGCAUGAAAUCUGUUAGUGUUAUUCGGUCGUUGGAAGUGCAAACAUCACUCUGUUCCCACCUCGAAGACGUGGGUCCUCUAAGCAAGGGUUUUCCAGUUACUAAUCGGAUUGUAAAAAAGUGACAACAUUUGGAGAGGACAGCGCCGAACGGAUAAACGGGAUUUAACCAGCGGCCCAAAGAAUGUCGUUGGCAGACACUCAAGUACUGAACAGUCCCGUGGUGGACGUUCACAGUGCCGACGAGGUGCAGACGGCUGCCUCGCAGAGUGCAAGCUUCUUCCAACUGGCGAUGACUGCGUUGCGCAUCACAGCGACAACAACCCCCAGCAAUGACCGCAACAACAAUAAUCUCCGUCUGAGAAAGCAAAUAACGCUCGAUGAGGUGUCUUAUCACGACACCAUGCAGGACUGCUGGAUAGUGCUGUACGAUCGAGUGUACGACAUUACUGGAUUUUUGGAAAUGCACCCGGGAGGGCACGACGUCCUGCUGGAGCACGCCGGCCGGGACGCAACGAUUGCCUUCAUGGGCACGGGCCACUCCAAAGCCGCUUUUGCAUCGCUCAAAAUGUACGAAAUCGGAGAACUGCCGCCACGCGAGUGCAUCUACCGGUGCAAGGGAAUGCUCAGCGCCACCGCCGUGCUGCCGGAUUGAAAAUUCGGGGCGCGCGACUUGCGUCGACUGUGAAGAUUAAGACUAAGACUUCUAGAUGGGUGUGUGUGUGUUUCGAUUAGUUCGUAUACUAUGAAUUAUUUUAAUUACUUUAACUUUUACCUGAAAGAACCGUUUCUUAUCAGUUCCAAGAGCUUCACAAUUCAAGAAAUGGUUUCCGUUUUGGUGGCAAAGCUUUAAUUCUAAGAAGAAUGUGCCGUAUUGAUAAGGCUUCGAGUCUGAUACGCGAUCCGUACGACAGUAUUUGUAGAAUGAGGAAACAUUGAUAGUUUGGCAAAAAAAUAACAAAAAAGGACCUGAAUUUACAAAUUGCAUCGAAAGCAUCACAUUUGCAUGAUAUGAAAUGAUCAAUGUGUAGGUAUAGUUGCAUAUUUAUCGAUAGUGUAGACUGUUACUCUAAUAUUAAAAAGAAAACUGAUAAUGCUUGUUCAGAAACAA
Messenger RNA from Aedes albopictus (Asian tiger mosquito), 1216 nucleotides. RefSeq lists its product as uncharacterized. Gene Ontology annotation, cellular component: membrane; intracellular membrane-bounded organelle. Lineage: Eukaryota; Metazoa; Arthropoda; Insecta; Diptera; Culicidae. Gene Ontology annotation, molecular function: heme binding. Bases 290 to 760 code for a protein of 156 amino acids. The transcript has 2 exons. The record is from RefSeq and is a predicted model, not a curated record.